AUGUCCCGCGCCAAUGUGUUUGGGCCCAACUCGCUCUACUCCUUCACCAAGUUCGGUGCGCUGAACCGCAGCAAUGGCGUCGUGUUGAGCAAGCGCAUGAAGGACACCUUCCGGCUGGAGAACCAGAAGCACAUGCGUAAGGACUUUGAUCGCGAACGACGGUACCGCCUCUGCAAGCGGUGCGGCAUCACGUCUGUUACCGUGAAUUUUGACCAGGUUCCGUCGGCCCGUGUGGGACUGUGGGGCCGGUGUGUCGACGGGAAGGACUACACCCAUCACCGGUUCGCCGAGCUGUCGCAGCGCGAAUAUGAGCAGUUGCGGGAUUGGCCAACAGAAAAACGCCUGAGCUGGUGGCGAUAUGAAGGCAAUGAGUAA
This is a messenger RNA of Leishmania mexicana MHOM/GT/2001/U1103, 375 nucleotides long. RefSeq lists its product as hypothetical. Bases 1 to 375 code for a protein of 124 amino acids. The transcript has a single exon. The record is from RefSeq and is a predicted model, not a curated record. Lineage: Eukaryota; Euglenozoa; Kinetoplastea; Trypanosomatida; Trypanosomatidae.